This is a messenger RNA of Saccoglossus kowalevskii, 2535 nucleotides long. RefSeq lists its product as uncharacterized. Lineage: Eukaryota; Metazoa; Hemichordata; Enteropneusta; Harrimaniidae. The record is from RefSeq and is a predicted model, not a curated record.
AUGCUUUUAGUUGAAAAGCAAGGUUUGUCUGCAUCAAAAUAAUUUCUUCAGGAACAGACAAAGUUUAUGUCCUUUGGUGAAAAGCAAAACGUGUUUGUAUCAAAAUGUCUUCUGGAAAUUAUCACCGAAUUGCUUCAAGGACCGAUAUAGAUCCAGAGGAGUUUUUAGUCUGUCCAUACGACCCCAUCCAUCGGGUCGCAUCUAAACGCUUUCCUUAUCAUAUUAUGAAAUGUAAAAAAAACCAUCCUACUAAAAGAAUGGACACGUGUCCAUUCAAUGCUCGUCACAUUAUAGAGCACCAUCUCUUCCGGCAUCAUAUUUGUAACUGUCCGGAUAAAGCUGUGAUAGAGAAUGAUAUAAUCCACCAGCAAGGUAUUGGCAGUAGUGGUAGUCUAUUCAAAGGCAAUACAGAUGUACCGCCGUACCAUAACCCUGAGUGGGAAAUGCCAGAGCCAGAAGAAAACUGGGACUUAGAUGAAAACCAGACACACAUGUACGGAUCAAAUAAUGUCCAACCAUCUACUAUGAGUGUUGAUUGGAUGACUAACGCAGAGCGUAAAAGGUAUCACAAUAACUUAAUAGAAGAAGCCAGGAGGCGGGCUCAAGGGCUGCCAGUCCAACCAGAAGAAGACAGGCCUCAAAAUGAUAAACCACUGAGACUUCCAAAGGAAACUCCAAUGGUGCUGCAACAACAAAAACAAGUAGAGAAAACAGGUGCUGAUAAAAUUGCUGCGAAUAUAUUUGGUGACGAUAAUGAUGAGAAGAAUGGUAUUGUUCCCACGGAGAACAUGUUCUUGAAGGCAUCGUAUAACAUUGCAAGUUUAUAUACUCUUGAUAAAAAACCAGCAACAAAUAGUGUUUUGGGGCAAGUUGCUAAAACUGCUGCGACGCAUGCUUUACUUGAAGAACUUCAAAAAAGCUCCAAUUCUUUGUCGGCACCUCCUCCGAGGAUGUCACAGGUCACAGAGGAUUUGCCAGUUGCCACCACUCUUGCUUUGACACCAAUGCAUUAUGUGGCAAAUACAGAUACUCAGACAGCACCUAUGAACUACGCCAUGGCUAUUUCUAAUAGAUCAACAGAGGUUGUGCCACGGCGGUCCUCAUCAACUCCAGAUGGAACAUCGGUGUUUGUGAGUGCAGGGUUGGGAAGAGGUCGAGGCCGGGGUAUCAUGGACUUGUUAAAGAGACCAGGUGGCAAUAUCAGUCACAUUGGAGGAAAGAAAUUUGCAACUAAUGAAGCCAUAGGAGUACAACAGUCUAUUGGUGUUCGGCAAGUACAGCCCUAUGUAGAGCCACUUAGUAUGACUGAGACAUGUACUCAGAAUAUUUCAGUGAAUUCAGCACUACCCACUGAUGUACUAUCCGAUGUUCAGUUGCAAGAAAGAAAAGAAGCUGAAAAGGAAGCAACGAAAAAGAAAAAAGUACGGAAGCUAAAUAAGAAGCUAAAACAGAUUACUUUAUUAGAACAAAAAAAAAGUGAAGGUGGAGAUCUUAAUGAAGAGGAGGUCAACAAAGUUUCCAAGAAAGACCGCCUCAUUGAAAAGUUGUCAUCACUUACUGGACUUGACAAAACCUGGAUACUCUCACCAGUCUACAUUGAAAAGAUUUAAACUCUCAUGUCUAUGAUUGCUGGACAGUGACAGAUGAUGACAAAUAUGAAGAGGAAUUAAAGUAGACAUUUUUAUAUUUUGUUAUGAAAUCAAAGUUUUUAUCAUUUACUAAUAUACCAUUUUUUGUGAUAUUCUGUGAUAUAUGUUAUGGACAAAUUUUGAAGAAAAAAAAAUCACGCUAGAGCCACUUUUUUUCCCCUCGAGUUUGAAAACAAGUAUUUAAACAGGUUUUUCUGCUGCAUUUCUUUCAGUACUGCUAUGUAACUUGUUGCGAACGAGAUUUAACAAUUAAUUAGCCAUUUAUAAUAUUCCCUGUCCAUACUACCAUAUAUAGUCUGUUCACUUUUAUUUUUUCAUUUUUAUGUAGAUGUUAAUGAAAAUAUUUUUUUUUGAAAAAUGCAAAUUUUAUUAGGCCGAAAGGUUUCUGUGAUUUGUUUACGUAGAAAGGGACAAAGUUUGAACACAAGCAUAUUUUUAAGGAUAUUUUAAGUUUUUAUAAUUCACAAAUUUCUCUUAAAAUCACUGGACUGAUGAAUGCUGGAACUUCUGCAGGAAAUGUUGCUGUAAAAUACCAACAUAAGCAACUGAUAUUUUUAAAAACAUUUUGUUUAUUCUGUAGCACAGGCAAGAACGAGUUGAGAGGGUUUUAUCUAAAUCAUGGUGGGUGAUGGGAUACAAUUUGGGGUAUUUCUAGUUUAUCUCUAACGAUCUUCACAAGUUGCAAAACAUUGUUGUGCCUAACUGAUGAUGUCAUUGUUGUCCCAGUGUAAACCACCCCACCCCCCACCCCCCACCCCCACCCCUGCAGACAUGCAUAAAAUAUUAUAUCCAUUUUUGCAUUGUUCACACUAGGGCAACUAUAAUUUGUGGAACAGAGAAAUUGUGGAAGCACAUAUGCAUUGAGCUGUAUGUUUCUUUUAUUAUA